GUAUUAGGGAGAAACUUUCAUAUACGAGUUGUAUAGAAAAAAUUAUUCUCCAUAAAUAGUCAUCCCAAUUACAAUAAAUCCAAAAAAUCUGGAAAUUUCAAGACUACUUCCAUAUAAAGGCGUAAGAAAAAUAGUGUUGGGUCAUAUCAAUGCCAGAGGUGACUACUGGAAUAGGGUAUAUUCAUCCUCGAAACCAUAUAUUUACAGAUGCCCCUUGCUAUAUACAUUUUGGCUGAAUUUUGCUCUACCUUAAAUGGUAUUAAAAAUUGGUGCUACUAUGCCACCUGUUAGUGCCGCCUGCAUUUGAUCGCCUGACGUGUCAUGUCAAAUAAAAAUAAAAAACACAUGAAAGAAAAGGAGCUGAAUCUUGCGGGAUGUUUUCAAAACACAUUUGGUGUGUUCAUCAGAGACUCUCCCAUUGCCCUCCCUCCGCUCGACGUCCCGUUGCCGUCCAGUCACUGAACACCACUCCCUCCUCCACAAGCGCCUUUUGUUGCCGAACAUUGGCUCGCUCCUCCACGAGGACCAUCCCGCAGCAUAGAGCUCCCAUAAGUGACAUUCUCGCGGCAGCUGAGCUUCUAACCACCCUGAAAUCCCAUAUGCAGAGUAAUUAUACGAACAAGAAAAGCAGAGACCAACCAGUUGCUUCAUUAGGGUCUUCUUGUUAUAUUAAUAGGUUGGGAAGUCUUGUAGAUAUUUCUGUUGGUAUGACCCUGAAAUACCAUCAUAUUGCCAAAAAACUAUCAAACGAUUAUUGCACUCAAUUGAUAGAUUAAAAGCUGGAGUUGACAAGAUCUAAGCAACAAUGGAUAUCCAAACCUUGAAUCAUUGACUAGAAAAAAGGUCGAGAGGCACAAGAGGCAACUACUGAAAGUUACCUAUAUUCUAACAAUUUCAUUAUCGUGGGGUUUUUUUUUUUUUUUUUUUUUUUGGGUUACUUAUAUCCACUUGGGUUCUAUUCAAAGGAAAAUGUUAGUCAUAUCGAUGUUUUAAUAGACAUAGUAAACUUGGAAAGUCUAUAUGUAUGUAGAAGCUCUUUGUAUUUGUUAAGACUUUGAAUAUUCUCAUGUAUAAGUUUCCAAGAUGGAUGGACUUGAAUAUCUUGGAAAUCUUGUGCCGUUUUUUCUAUCAAUGAUGGAUGGAUUUGAAUAUCCUGGAAAA
Carya illinoinensis is the source of this 1161-nucleotide messenger RNA. RefSeq lists its product as uncharacterized. The transcript is spliced from 3 exons. The record is from RefSeq and is a predicted model, not a curated record. Bases 375 to 776 code for a protein of 133 amino acids. NCBI's taxonomy places the organism in Eukaryota, Viridiplantae, Streptophyta, Magnoliopsida, Fagales, Juglandaceae.